Messenger RNA from Abrus precatorius (Indian licorice), 642 nucleotides. RefSeq lists its product as uncharacterized. The transcript has a single exon. The coding region runs from base 1 to 642 and encodes 213 amino acids. NCBI's taxonomy places the organism in Eukaryota, Viridiplantae, Streptophyta, Magnoliopsida, Fabales, Fabaceae. The record is from RefSeq and is a predicted model, not a curated record.
AUGGAGGCACAUUCUCCUGUUGUAGCCAAGAGACUAUGGAAUGUGCUGAGGGUGACCUUCUUCAUGAUUAGGAAGGGGCUCAUAUCAAAGAGGAAAAUGAUUAUGGACAUGAAUUUGAUGAUGAAGAAAGGGAAGCUGGUGAUAAAAUCUCUGAGCAAUUUCAUGUAUUCCCAUCAUCAUCACCACCACAAAAAUGCAGAGAGUGUGGCACAUGGUGGCUUUGGGGUACACUAUGAAUUUUCUUGUAGCAAUAGUCCAAAUCCUGUUUUUCUCCACAUGCCAAAGCGGAAGCAUCAUUUCAGCUUCCCCUGCAUCAAUUCCCCUGAGGUUGUGGAAGAGGAGGAGCCUCAAUUGUCAUUUGAAGUAGAAAACGAUGUGCCUAAGGCUGUGGUUAUGGUACCCAAGACCCCAGAAUACAUGUUCAACUUUAGGUUUGAUGCAAAUGAGUUUGCUUGUGGGGAGAAAAAGAGUCCACUUCUCUCACCAUUCUCUGUGAGGGUGUCCAAUUACUCAGCUUUGGAUGAGAAUGAAGAGGUUGGAAAUGGGCAUGUUGAUGAUCAGGCUGAGGAUUUCAUUAGAAGGUUCUAUGAACAGCUAAGGACUCAGAGUCCCAUGCAAUUCCUACGUUACCCAGAGAUGUAA